AUGGAAUCAGAGGGAGUAUCACGACCGUUGAUCCACGAGCAUGUUAUGGUGCCUUGGAAUGAUCUGAGGAAAGGUGAUUGUUGUGGACGCUUCCAAGGUAUCAGUGAUGGCUACUACUGCAAAACCUGUGACUUCUUUGUUCACAAGAACUGUGGCGACUCCUCUGAAUGUAUCGAGCACCCAUCUCACCCUGCUCACACUCUUAAGCUUCUACUUAAAGUAGUUCGUUCAUGUGAUUUAUGUGGAAGGAACAUCAAAAAUGUAAUAUAUCAUUGUGAGAUAUGUGACUUCGAUGUAGAUCUAUACUGUGCCAAGUACCCACCACCAGAAGUUCUUGAAAUUUCCGAGACGCACCACCACAAACUCACCCUUAUCAAGAAGUCCCCAAAUGAGAGCACGGAGCUGGACAUGUUCGACUGCGCAAAAUGUGGAGAGGUUGCUGGGAAGGUGUGGUGUGGGUUUCCUUACAAAUGUCAUGAAUGUGAUUUAUCUUUCCAUGUGGACUGUGUAUGGAAUCCGCCUGAGGUAAACCCCCUGUCAGAGGUAAACCACUCUUACCAUACUUUACACCCUCUUAAGCUCCACAUAGGUCAACCUCCGGACUAUUCCGAUGGUAAAUGUCGUCUUUGUGCAAGAAAGAUCGAUGAUAGAAUCUUUUAUCAUUGUUCUGCUUGUAACUUCAGCUUGGAUAUGCGUUGUGUUUUAAACACACCACAACAAUCUGUUAUGGAUUUGAAAGUUCACGCUCACCAACUCACCCUUCUCCCAAGACUAGAUUCUUUUACAUGUAAUGCUUGCGGGCUAAAGGGAGAUCGAAGCCCUUAUGUAUGUUUUCAGUGUGGUUUCAUGAUACAUCAAGAGUGUCUUUCCCUUCCACGCGUCAUAAACAUCAAUCGGCAUGAUCACCGUGUUUCUCGCACUUCUGUUCUUGGUGCUGUCAAUUCUGUAUGUGGAGUUUGUCAUCACAAGGUAGAUUGAAUUUGGGGCGGGUAUUCUUG
Capsella rubella is the source of this 998-nucleotide messenger RNA. RefSeq lists its product as uncharacterized. The record is from RefSeq and is a predicted model, not a curated record. The transcript has a single exon. Lineage: Eukaryota; Viridiplantae; Streptophyta; Magnoliopsida; Brassicales; Brassicaceae. The coding region runs from base 1 to 978 and encodes 325 amino acids.